CCAUUCGAAGCUCUGCAGUCAGCUACGAUGUGAGGUGUGCACAUUCGGUCGAGCAGAGAAACGAGAGGAAUACUGCGAGGGAGAAAGAGGGAGUCAAAGGGAGAGAAUACGGUCAAACACACAAGAGCAUCAUGGCACCCAUAGGACUCAAGGCGGUGGUCGGUGAAAAGAUUAUGAAUGAUGUCAUCAAGAAGGUGAAGAAGAAGGGAGAAUGGAAGGCGUUGAUUGUGGACCAGCUGAGCAUGAGGAUGCUAUCCUCCUGCUGCAAGAUGACAGACAUCAUGUCAGAGGGCAUCACCAUUGUGGAGGACAUAAACAAGCGGCGAGAGCCUCUUCCCACCCUGGAGGCCAUUUACCUGAUUACCCCCACAGACAAGUCUGUGCAGACCCUAAUUGGAGACUUCAAAGACCCCCAUUCAGCCAAAUACAAAGCAGCCCACGUCUUCUUCACUGACUCCUGCCCAGACCCACUGUUCAACGAGGUAGUGAAGAGCCGCGCCUCCAAAUCCAUUAAGACCCUGACUGAGAUCAACAUCGCCUUCCUGCCCUAUGAAUCACAGGUGUACUCUCUGGACAACCCGGAUGCCUUCCAAAGUUUCUACAGCCCCCAUAAGACCCAGCUGAAGAACCCAGUGAUGGAGAGGCUGGCAGACCAGCUUGCCACCCUGUGUGCCACCCUGAAGGAGUACCCCGCUGUCAGAUACCGAGGGGAGUACAAAGACAAUGCCACCCUGGCCCAGCUGUUGCAGGACAAACUGGACGCCUACAAGGCUGAUGACCCCACCAUGGGAGAGGGUCCCGAUAAGGCUCGUUCUCAGCUGAUAAUCCUGGACAGGGCUUUUGACCCCGUCUCCCCCGUCCUGCACGAGCUCACCUUCCAGGCUAUGGGCUACGACCUGCUGCCCAUCGAAAACGACGUCUACAGAUAUGAUUCCCCUGGGAUGGGAGACACUUCUCAGAAGGAGGUCCUGCUGCACGAGGACGAUGACCUGUGGGUGGGGCUCAGACACAAACAUAUCGCUGAGGUGUCCACGGAGGUGACACGCCAACUGAAGGACUUCUCUGCUAGCAAGAGGAUGAACACUGCUGGAGAGAAGACCACCAUGAGGGACCUCUCUCAGAUGCUGAAGAAGAUGCCCCAGUACCAGAAGGAGCUGAGCAAGUACUCCACUCACCUGCAGCUGGCUGAGGACUGCAUGAAGCACUACCAGGGCACAGUGGACAAGUUGUGUCGUGUGGAGCAGGACCUGGCCAUGGGUACAGACGCUGAGGGGGAGAAGAUCAAGGACCCCAUGAGGGCCAUUGUGCCCAUCCUGCUGGACGCUAACGUUACCACCCACGACAAGAUCCGCAUCAUCCUCCUCUACAUCUUCCUCAAGAACGGCAUCACGGAGGAGAACCUGAACAAGCUCAUCCAGCACGCCCAGAUCCCUCCUGAGGACAGUGAAAUCAUCACCAACAUGGCCCACCUGGGUGUGCCCAUCAUCACAGACUCCACCCUCCGCAGGGGGAAGAAGCUGGACAGGAAGGAACGUGUGAGUGAGCAGACCUAUCAGCUGUCCCGCUGGACACCACUGGUCAAGGACAUCAUGGAGGAUGUGAUUGAAGAUAAGCUGGACACCAAGCACUACCCCUACAUCUCUACCCGUUCCUCUGCCUCCUUCAGCAGCACUGCAGUCAGUGCCCGGUAUGGCCACUGGCACAAGAAUAAGACCCCAGGCGAGUACCGCACCGGGCCGCGCGUCAUGGUCUUCAUCAUCGGAGGCGCAUCCUUCAGCGAGAUGCGCUCUGCAUACGAGGUCACGCAGGCCAACGGGAAGUGGGAGGCCAUCAUUGGAUCGACCCACGUCUUCACCCCCACCGCCCUCCUGGAACAGCUCAAGACCAUGAACAAACCAGACGAGGAACCGGCGAGCUAAAAUUGCCCAGCCCUAUCUAUCUAUCUCCUUCCUGUCUUCUCACCUUAACCUCCCCCAGUCACUCUCCCCAGAUCCUACAUUCAUUCUGUUUGUAUCUUGCUCGAGAAGAAGAAAACAAAACAAUGACAGCAUUGAUUUAAAAAAUAUAUGUUUAAACAGAUCCAAAUCAUGUUGCAAGUAUUCUCAUGUUUUACAAUGGAUGCAAAUAACGAAAAGUAUUUUAAAAAGGUUUAAAUAUCAACUAAGGCCAUUUGAAACUGAAAGUACCAAAUGUAAUAUUGUAUGCUAUGAAACCUGCUAGAAAGUGUAAAAGGUAGAGGUUUUCUCUGUUUGUUCCCUGUUUAUCUUAUUGGUGUGAUUUGUAUUGAUAGUGGGUGGAGGAAGGAUGCCUUACUAUAGUUGGUUGGCACUAGAAAGGUCAAUGCAGUAAAAUCAUAUCACUCAACAUGCAAUAUAACUCAUCCCUGUCCUAUUAGGGGGGAGAAUCCUAGCUGGUCAAGAUGUUUGCAUCAGUAGCAUGCUGAACAUUGUGUGGACUGUUACUGUAUAUCCUUUAGUGUGGCAAUACCGAGACCAAGCAAACCGAGAAAUAAUUCAAUUACAGUGAUGUCUGUGAGUAAGACAGUGACAAACAGCUAGACUGACCCAAGGUCUGUAGAUAGAGCGAAACAGGGCUGUGUAAAUAGCUACAGAAUGGUAGAAGCAUCCCUCCUCCAGCCAUAAGACUGGACGUAUUUAGUCGCCACAUCCUUUUCCCUUUUCUCUGGAGAGAUUUCACGUUUUAGUGUCAUAAAGGCCAUUGCUUGCAGAUGUUUACAGAAUAAUCAUAAAGGGCCGCUUGUAUUUCAAUAUUGUAUCCUGUCACAUUAUACACUGAGUGCACAAAACAUUAGGAAUGCCUUCCUAAUAUUGAGUUGCACCCCCUUUUGCCCUCAGAACAGC
Molecule: messenger RNA, 2861 nt
Organism: Coregonus clupeaformis (lake whitefish)
Lineage: Eukaryota; Metazoa; Chordata; Actinopteri; Salmoniformes; Salmonidae
Product: syntaxin-binding protein 1
Exons: 19
Coding region: 132-1919 (595 amino acids)
Biological process (GO): neurotransmitter secretion; vesicle-mediated transport; intracellular protein transport
Cellular component (GO): plasma membrane; secretory granule
Molecular function (GO): syntaxin binding
Source: RefSeq, a predicted model, not a curated record